This is a messenger RNA of Physcomitrium patens, 1017 nucleotides long. RefSeq names its product protein SPIRAL1-like 1. The record is from RefSeq and is a predicted model, not a curated record. Gene Ontology annotation, cellular component: cortical microtubule, transverse to long axis. NCBI's taxonomy places the organism in Eukaryota, Viridiplantae, Streptophyta, Bryopsida, Funariales, Funariaceae. Gene Ontology annotation, biological process: cortical microtubule organization.
UACCCAGCCAGUGGAGCCCCAAAAUAUCCCCCACUGCCACAAAAAGCCCAAGACGAAGCUCCGGAGGCCUUGUCUUUGUGGCUUUGUCUUGUAUUGUCUUGCCUUGUUUCUCUGCUGUUCUGUGCACGCUCUUCCCAUACUUCUCUGCGUCGUCUUUCGUGCUGCUCUCACACAUUCAGAUCAAGAAAGAAGUGAAGAGGCAGGGAUCAUGGUGCGUGGAGGUAGCAGCGGUGGAGGGCAAAGCUCCUUGGGGUAUCUGUUCGGGAGCGAUGCCGGCCCUGCUAAGCCUGCUGCCAGGGCUCCUGCCCUAGAGCCUCAGCAGCCGCCAGCUGAGCAGCGAGCGGCUGGGUUUGCGAGGAAUAACGUCGCAGAGGAGAAGUCUGCCCCUGCAGCAGCUCCUGUGUCUAAGGUUGACGAAGGGACGUCCUUGGACAUGGGCGCCAACAAGAUGGGCCGGAACUCGAACAACUACCACCGUGCUGAUGGUCAGAACAAUGGAAACUUCAUCACCGACCGACCUACGACAAAGGUCCACGCUGCUCCUGGCGGAGGAUCCUCCUUGGGUUACCUAUUUGGCGGCAAUUAAACCAGAUUUGUAUACGAUUUAAAUGAUGCACCACAAAUCAUUACCUCUAAAUUUACAGCUUGUUUGUAGGCUAAGAGUUCUUGGAUAAACUCUUGUGCAGCGCCAGUAUUGUGACAGCAGGUGUUUAAGAGCGUUAACCUUGCUGUGCUCCUUACAUGUCUUGUCAGAAUAAGGCUGGUGUAUGUAUCUUUGUAGAAAAGACUCCUAAUCUUCUCCCUCGGUCCUUAGCUACGCAGAUGUUGGAGGUUCUGUUUUGAUUGAAGGUGUACUGAAGCAUGGAUUAGUUUGAGGUUUCAACCAUUGUCAACUGAUAGUUCAGCAGUCAAGAUGAUAGUAAAUCCUAAAAAUUGUAAUUCAGAAUCGAUUCUAGCACUAAUAUCAUUUACGUACAAGCGAAUUCACUGUUGUAUUACAACAGUUCCUUUAUCGAU